Spea bombifrons (plains spadefoot toad) is the source of this 1723-nucleotide messenger RNA. RefSeq names its product solute carrier family 16 member 9 (gene SLC16A9). The coding region runs from base 1 to 1497 and encodes 498 amino acids. Gene Ontology annotation, molecular function: monocarboxylic acid transmembrane transporter activity. Lineage: Eukaryota; Metazoa; Chordata; Amphibia; Anura; Pelobatidae. Gene Ontology annotation, biological process: monocarboxylic acid transport; transmembrane transport. The record is from RefSeq and is a predicted model, not a curated record. The transcript is spliced from 5 exons.
AUGGCAUAUCAAAAGCCACCAGAUGGUGGAUGGGGCUGGGUCAUCGUCACCAUCUCCUUCUUCAUCCAGUUCCUCUGUUAUGGAUCCCCUCUGGCCGUUGGGAUUCUUUAUGUUGAAUGGCUGGACGUGUUCGAUGAAGGCAAAGGGAAGACUGCAUGGGUUGGGUCACUGGCUGCUGGAUUUGGUCUUCUAGCGAGUCCAUUGUGCAGUGCGAGUGUGUCCUCAUUUGGAGCGCGCCCAGUGACCAUCUUCAGCUCAUUCUUGGUGGCUGGUGGACUUAUCCUGAGCAGUUUUGCACCCAAUCUGUACUUUCUUUAUUUUUCGUAUGGAUUUAUGGUUGGUUUUGGGUGCGGCCUAUUGUAUACCGCAACCGUGACUAUUACAUGUCAGUAUUUUGAGAAACGUAGAGGACUCGCUCUUGGGAUCAUUUCAACAGGUUCAAGUGUUGGGACUUUUAUAUAUGCGGGUCUUCAAAAGGAGCUAAUAUCGCUCUAUGGAUUGGAUGGGUGUUUGUUAAUCGUUGGUGCUCUGUCUUUAAAUAUAUUAGCAUGUGGCAUUCUAAUGAGACCUUUGCCACAAUCACCCAAAGCUUCUCCUCUGAAGAUAUGUCCAGAGAAAAUGCCAGAUACCUACCUCAUCUACCAUGAAAAAGGUUGUAACAGUGAAGAAAAUAUAGGGACGAUUGUCAAAACAUCAGUAGAUGACUGCAAAUUGGAAACCCUCCUCCAUAAGAACAAGUUUACAGCUCUGCCCACAACAGAAAAGGACAAUUGUAUCAACAAAGUGGGGGAGGCACAUACUUGCAAACAACUAGCAAAGAACAAAUGUCACCGAUACUUGGAUUAUUGGGAAAAUACGAUUGACCUAUUCAAAAACAAAGUGUUCUCGGCACUGUUUGUGGCCAUUUUGCUUUUUGACAUUGGAGGAUUUCCUCCUGCUUUACUUUUGGAGGAUGUAGCAAAAAGUGCCAAUAUUGACGAAGAGUCCAUUGUUGUGCCACUUAUCUCCAUCUUUGGCUUCAUGAUGGCCGUCGGGAAGCUCAGUUUAGGUAUCCUUGCUGAUUUUAAAUGGAUGAAUACAUUGUAUUUGUAUAUUUUUACUUUAUUCCUGACAGGACUGGCCUUAUUUGCCGUGCCUUUUGCAAACUCAUACGCUGCUUUAGCUUUUCUUGCCGGGACACUAGGAUUUUUAUCCGGGAACUGGUCAAUAUUCCCUUAUGUGACGACAAACACCGUGGGGCUGGAAAAACUAACACAUGCCUAUGGGAUACUGAUGUUUUUUGCUGGAAUUGGAAAUUGUCUUGGACCGCCAAUAGUUGGCUGGUUUUUCGACUGGACCCAGACAUACACCAUAGCGUUCUAUUUCUGCGGAACCUGUGUUCUCUUGAGUGGACUCCUUUUGUUAGUAGUGUCUUUGCCACUUUGGGAUAAAUGCAAAAAGAAAAAGCAGGAACCAUCUUCAAAAAGCUACAUUUAUAAAGUAGCUUCAACUGUUUAACGGGUCACAGCAAUAAGAAAGAAAGAAAAAAAAAAGUAUAGAUAGUUUGUUUGAAAUGAUUGUAGUACUCAAUAUAAAUUGAGCGUGUUAAGGUAAAGCUGGAAAUCGUUCACCUGUCUCAGGUACUCUCCAAAACAACAUAAGUGUUUAUUGCAUUAUACCUUUAACGAGCCACCAGUGACGCACCCCGCCUGCCAAACCAAGGACCCCCAGGUGUCCCACUGCU